This is a messenger RNA of Mercurialis annua (annual mercury), 1401 nucleotides long. RefSeq names its product metacaspase-1-like. The transcript is spliced from 5 exons. Gene Ontology annotation, biological process: proteolysis. The record is from RefSeq and is a predicted model, not a curated record. Lineage: Eukaryota; Viridiplantae; Streptophyta; Magnoliopsida; Malpighiales; Euphorbiaceae. Bases 161 to 1234 code for a protein of 357 amino acids. Gene Ontology annotation, molecular function: cysteine-type endopeptidase activity.
GUAAGAGCAAGUCAAAGUCCGUCAGCUUCUUCUUCUUCUUCUUCACACUCACCUGCCCUUAAUUCUCACCUAACCAUAAAAUCAAAUUAAUUCCAUUUUGAUCUCAAUCAAUUCUUAUCAAUCUUUUUCUUUUCUUUAAAAGUUCAGCUGCAAAAAAGCUAUGCCUAUGCUUGUUAAUUGUUCUAACUGUCGCACUCCGUUACAGCUACCGCCCGGCGCCAAGUCUAUUCGCUGCGCAAUCUGUCGCGCGAUCACUCUCAUCGCUGAUCCUCACUCUGCCCCUCCACCGCCACAUCACUCUACUUUUGGUCGGUCUCAAGCUGUUUCUUCUUCCUCAUACAGCAACGCGCCGUCGAGUCCGUCUUCCCCCCAUGGCUCCAAGCGUGCCGUGAUAUGCGGGGUGUCGUAUAGAAACACGAAGAAUGAGCUGAAGGGAUGUAUUAAUGAUGCUAAGUGUAUGAAGUACUUGCUGAUUAAUAAGUUUAAGUUUCCCGAAUCUUCCAUUCUCAUGCUCACUGAAGAAGAAACUGAUCCAUUUAGGAGGCCAACCAAGCACAAUAUGAGAAUGGCAUUGUUUUGGCUAGUGCAGGGUUGUCGUCCGGGGGAUUCGUUAGUGUUUCACUUUUCUGGGCACGGUUCACAGCAGAGGAAUUACUCGGGAGAUGAGGUGGAUGGAUAUGAUGAAACACUUUGUCCCACUGAUUUUGAAUCUCAGGGAAUGAUUGUGGAUGAUGAGAUCAAUGCAACCAUCGUCAGGCCUCUCCCACGCGGGGUUAAACUUCAUGCUAUUAUAGAUGCCUGUCAUAGCGGCACUGUCUUGGACUUGCCUUAUCAAUGCAGAAUGGACAGGAAUGGAAGGUAUAGUUGGGAAGACCAUCGCCCUCGAUCAGGUGUAUGGAAAGGGACAAAUGGUGGCGAAGCAAUCUCCUUUAGUGGUUGCGAUGACAAUCAAACCUCUGCUGACACUUCGGCUCUAUCGAAAAUUACUUCAACAGGUGCAAUGACUUACUCUUUCAUCCAAGCCAUUGAGCGUGGACAUGCAACUACAUAUGGAAAUAUGUUAAAGGCAAUGCGCUCCACCAUUAAAAAUGCAGACCCUGCGGUUGAUGGUAUCGUAACUUCUCUUAUCUCAAUGCUUUUAACUGGCGGAAGCCUUAUUGGCGGGUUAAGACAGGAACCACAGUUAACUGCCAAUGAACCAUUCGAUGUGUAUUCAAAACCGUUCUCUUUGUAACAAGCAAAAGUUUUGUUCGAUCUUCUUAUAGCUUCUUAUCUGAUUGAGGGUUCAUGUACAGGUGUUUAGUAUAAACGAAUUCCAUCAUUUGAUUCUCUAUUUAUUGAAUUAAAAAUGUAUAAGGUCUUCCAAUUUCAUUACAAAUAUACAAUCAUUAUAUUCUCGAA